UCCAAGUAUUUCAACAACACAUUAUUUACCAAAUAUCUCUGCAUAUUCAACAAAAGAAAGAAAAUGGCUCGAUCAAUAUCUGCCAUUUUCUUCUUCGUAUUGCUCGUAUCAAUGGCUACGGCCACAGCCCCUGGAAGUUCUUUAACGGCUGCCCCCGGCGGCCCAGUAAUUACUCCACCUGGGAUUGCUAACCAUCCGAGCCAUUCUCAUUGCUCUGAUGAUGAAAUCAAGCAAUGCAAAAAUCUUCCACAUGUUUGUCCCAAAUUCUGUCCCAAUGGCUGCAUAACUGAGUGUCGAUCUUGCAAACCUAUUUGCAUUGAUGGCCCAACUCCACCUCCCUACACCCCCCCGAGUCCAACUACAUCUCCAAAGAAGGUUAAGUGCAAGAACAAGAAUUACCCAAAAUGUUAUAAUCAACAACAUACAUGCCCUAGUACUUGCCCUGGUACAUGUCAAGUUGAUUGUGUGUCUUGCAAACCUGUUUGCAGUUGUGACACUCCAGGAGCAGUUUGCCAAGAUCCACGUUUCAUUGGAGCAGAUGGAAUUACUUUCUACUUCCACGGCAAGAAGGACAAAGAUUUUUGCCUGGUCUCAGAUUCUAACCUCCACAUCAAUGCUCACUUCAUAGGAAAACGAAAUGAGAAUAUGAAAAGAGACUUUACUUGGGUUCAAUCCAUUGGUAUCCUUUAUGGUACUCACAAGAUUUCUGUUGGGGCACUUAAGACAGCAACAUGGGAUAAUGCCAAUGAUCGUCUCUUCCUCAUCUUUGAUGAUCAAACUAUUGUUCUUCCCGACAACGAAGGAGCAAGGUGGGAGUCAGAAACUGGACCAACAGCCUCUAUUACUCGAACCAGCAGCACCAACGAAGUUGUGAUCGAAGUUGAAAACAUUUUCAAGAUUACAGCCAAGGUGGUGCCAAUUACAGAGAAAGAAUCCAAAGUUCAUAACUAUGGCAUAAAACAAGACGAUUGCUUUGCUCAUCUUGAGCUUGGAUUCAAGUUUUUAUCACUCAGUGAUGAAGUUAGUGGUGUUUUGGGCCAAACUUAUAGAAGGAACUACGUGAGCAGAGUUAAAAUGGGUGCUUUGAUGCCUGUAAUGGGAGGUGACAAAGACUUCGCAGCUUCAGGACUUUUUGAAGCUGAUUGCUCUGUUGCUAAGUUUCAAGCAGAAGAAUCUAGGAAUGAAGAUAUGGUGAAUUUGGAGCUGCCUAGCUUGAGGUGCAACAGUGGAAUUUAUGGACGUGGAGUUGUUUGCAAACGCUAGAGUUUCUUGAUUGGACAUUGUUGCUAAUAACUGAAUAAAGAUUUCAAUAGAGAAUAAGGUUAGAAAGCAUGGGAAUGUAACAAGAACUAUUGUUCAAUGGAAAAAUAUUAAGUUGGGCGAAAAAGAAUUAUAUUGUAAUAAUUUUUUCUCAAACAAAAUCAUUAUUUGUCUCUUCGAAAGUUGUAUUCUAAUUAAUUCAUGGA
Nicotiana tabacum (common tobacco) is the source of this 1466-nucleotide messenger RNA. RefSeq lists its product as uncharacterized. Lineage: Eukaryota; Viridiplantae; Streptophyta; Magnoliopsida; Solanales; Solanaceae. The record is from RefSeq and is a predicted model, not a curated record.